Colletotrichum truncatum is the source of this 1680-nucleotide messenger RNA. RefSeq names its product metallo-beta-lactamase superfamily protein. NCBI's taxonomy places the organism in Eukaryota, Fungi, Ascomycota, Sordariomycetes, Glomerellales, Glomerellaceae. The record is from RefSeq and is a predicted model, not a curated record.
AUGCUUAUUCGAAGUUUGAAUCACUGUGUUAUCACCGUUGCUGGCUUGGCUGAGGGCCAUGGCUUACAUCACCGCGAGAACGACGCAGUUCAAGAUCCCACCACUCUACUGAGUCAAGGUAUCAAUGCCCUCGGCGGAGAUGCGAGUAUUUCUUCGAUUCGCACCCUGUCUUAUACAGGAUCAACGAUCCUUCGCGGAAAGACGUUGAUGUUAGGAAUCUCUGUUAAAGGUGUAGACAAUGCUGCUGUGACUUCGGGUCAACAAACCAUCACCUACUCCUUCGAUGAGCAACAUGUCAAGCAACGAAUUGACAAAGUGGCGGCUCUUGGGCCCGGAUGGACUUUCGGAAGGGCUAAUCUUGCUCCCAUGGACUUCUCGCUACUGGUUGAAGGAGGAGACGACGGCUUUGCAGCUGUUGUUAGAGGAAGCUAUGAUUUGUACAGUCCGGGUGGGCAACCUCAAGGUUAUCUUGACGGUCUACUAUCCUCCUACUUGAUUAGCGAAGCGAACAAGUGGCAUCCUUUGCUUUUGACUAGUAUUCUUGCCAACGGCAACUUCACUUAUCGAUCAGGUGUAACCGGGGCGGGCAUUGAGCUGCCAGGUGUGCACGAUAAUGAGCUAGGACUUACGGUACUUUUCGAUCCAAACAGCAACCGGCCAUACAUUAUCCGCUCUUAUGAAAACCAUCCGUUUUUCGGUGCUUCUACCCAUGAUCUCCUGGUCUAUGAUUAUAUCGAAGUCUCUGGGGUGCAAUUCCCUCAGCGCUUCAAGACCAUCUACAACGGCAAGCAUCUUAUCGGAGACUACCGGGCUGAUGAGGUGGUCGCCAACGCCGAACUUGCCAGCGACUUCUUCACAGUUCAUGGUAAUGUAACGAUCCCUGUGGCGAGUGUACCUGUCCGCGAUGCAGAGUACGAUUUCUCGGAAAUAGGAGAGACAUCCGCCAUCUUCCUCUGGCCAGGUGCGUACACUGGAACAUCAGAGAGCAUAGCAGCAGCCGCAUCCCGGCCAUUUGAGGACUUGCCCGGACUGUGGGUCAUCAGCCCCGAGGGUCCUUUGGCUUUGCGACAGGCCGUGGUUGAGCUUGAAGAUGGGUCUGUGAUUGUCUUGGAUGCGCCGCCUCACCAAAGCAAGCUUGUUAUGGAAUGGGCUCAGACAACUCUUGGGAAGAACAUCACUCACGUUUGGCCCACACAUCAUCACCACGACCACGCUUUCGGCGCUGUGGACUAUGUCGCCAACGGUGCGAAGCUCAUUGUCCCAGAACACGCUGCUCAGUACUACGCAACGGUACCAAAAGACCAAAUUGUCACGUAUAAACGCGGUCAAUCUAUGGUGCUCGAGGACAGCAAGACGUUGCUUGCCCUUGUGGACAUGGACGCAACAAUCCACGCUGAGGACCACGGCUAUGCGCUCAUUCAACCUGCAUGCCCAACGAACACGAGCUCCGUGGCUGUCUUCGAUGCGGAUCACGGUAACUUAGCAUUCCUUGAGACGUUUGAACACGCCGCAGUGCACGAGCUGCUUGAUGCCUUGGCUCGAGAUAAGGUCGCCACCACCGCUGCCUUUCUUCCUGCUCAUGGCCCAGCAGGCAAUAUCACUGAUUUAACGCGUAUUGCUGGCUACCUCUAUCCCUCAGUCUCUCCAAAGGAGUUUGUGCACGGUCAACCGGCGUGUUAG